UUGAUCCAUGUUCUUCGCAACACAGCAAGACCCGACUUUGCCUCCUCCUGCAGCAGCCGCAUAACCAGAGGGGAGUGCAGCAAGUCGUUUCGAGAGACAGCUUUAGGCUACUGCUAGCAGUAUGGCUUCCACUGAGCGCUUCCUGGUGGCCGUGGUCGUGGCGUGUGCACUCUUGGCCAGCAACAACUGUCAUGCGGCGCGCUACUUGGCCGACACGGCAGCGGCUCCCGCUGCUGCUGGUGUCGUCCCUGGCCUCCCCGCUGUGCCGACCUUGCCAACGGUGCAGCCAGUUCCACAGGUGGCGCUGCCACCUAUGCCGGCCGUGCCCGCGGUCACCGUGCCGCAGAUGACGCUCCCGCCCAUGCCAGCGGCUCCCAAGGUGGCCGUGCCGUUGCCGCCAAUGCCCACCGUCCCGUCCGUGCUGCCCAAGCUGACCCUGCCACCGAUGCCCGUUGUCGUUCCAUCUGUCGUCCCCAAGGUGGUCUUGCCGCCGAUGCCGUCAGUCCCUACCGUGCCCAUGCCGUUCGCGGCACCGCCUCCAUCGGCGUAGACGCGCGUGCUCCUGCAGGUUUGCGUUCGCCGUGGCCACCAUGCACAGGUGGUGCGGUGACCAGUGUACGCGAGAGUGAUGUCAUUGUUUGUGAGUCGCGUGCUUUCUUUUUGUUCCUAACGUUGUACGUAUGUAUAUCCUUUGUAUUUCUACUACAUUCAUUUACGCCGUAUAUGUCUGGUCAACACUCUUCUCCUUUUUUUUGUUCUUCUGUUCAAAUCUGAACUUUAGUUUCCAACGUAUAUUUGGCAACUCGAUGUCAUUGUUGAUCCAUAA
Messenger RNA from Zea mays, 826 nucleotides. RefSeq names its product vegetative cell wall protein gp1-like. The record is from RefSeq and is a predicted model, not a curated record. Lineage: Eukaryota; Viridiplantae; Streptophyta; Magnoliopsida; Poales; Poaceae. The coding region runs from base 122 to 550 and encodes 142 amino acids. The transcript has a single exon.